Panicum virgatum (switchgrass) is the source of this 1006-nucleotide messenger RNA. Its product is annotated as circumsporozoite protein-like. The record is from RefSeq and is a predicted model, not a curated record. NCBI's taxonomy places the organism in Eukaryota, Viridiplantae, Streptophyta, Magnoliopsida, Poales, Poaceae. The transcript has a single exon. Bases 155 to 739 code for a protein of 194 amino acids.
CAGGCCCAUCUCCACCGUCCCCUCCCCGCCGAUCACGUGGCCUCGCCGCGGACAAAACGCUUGCACGGGCCCCGAAGCCCCGCAUCCAAAUCACGCAGCACGCCACCACUGACACAGAAAGAGAGAGAGAGAGAGAGGGUGGGAGGCGGCGGCAAUGGCGACGCUGCCGCAGCGGUUCAAGCUGCUGGCGACGCGGUGCGCGGCGGGGGAGCCGAGCCCGUCCAGGAGCCCCGCGCCGGCCUACGCGGCCGGGGCCGCAAGCCCGGGGUACCGCCUGCGCCGCCGGGCCCGUGGAGGCGCGGGGACCAGCGCCAGCGCUAGGCGCCGCGGACGCCUGCGCCGCUUCCUCUGCCGCCGUGGCGGCGGGGGCGAGCCCCUGGCGGCCGCGCGGUGGGAGGAUGAGGACGGCGACGUCAGGAGGCCGCUGUUCGGCGGGGUUCGGGCGGGCGGCGGAGGGGGCCGCACGCUGCGGGAUCUGUUCGUGGCGUCCCCGGAGGCCGGGCGCCGCCGCGGGGGCUGCAGCUGCGACUGCGGCGGCGGCGAGGAGGACGAGGAAGAUGGCGGCGGCGGCGGGAGCGCGGGCGCGGAUCCUGGCGGCGGCGGCGCGUGGCGGGGGAGCCGCAGGUUCGGCUCCGGCGGGCUGCGGAGCCUGCUGCUGCGGCGGAGCUGGCGGCCGGUGCUGGUGGCCAUCCCGGAGGCGGACGGCGGCAAGAUGGAGCUCGGCGCCAUCGAGGAAUGAAUGGGGGAACCGUACUGAACGAACGACUGGAGGCUGGGAACGGAUGGGGGGAUCGGAUUCUCGCGUCGUCGUCUUCCUCCCGCAUCUAUCUCUUCUUGAUUUUCUGUGCUCCUCUCCUGACUUGUGGUUCUUGGCUUCACCUUCCUGUUGGCGACUGUCGCUGUGAAUAUGAUGCGAUUGAAACGCCGAAUUACCUGCCAUGGCACGGGUAGCACCCCAUUACUGUGAUCUGCUCUGAAGAGGGAAUGGCUCAAUUCAGUUGCAAUG